Molecule: messenger RNA, 3838 nt
Organism: Scomber japonicus (chub mackerel)
Lineage: Eukaryota; Metazoa; Chordata; Actinopteri; Scombriformes; Scombridae
Product: AMP deaminase 2-like
Exons: 18
Coding region: 1-2847 (948 amino acids)
Biological process (GO): IMP salvage; AMP metabolic process
Cellular component (GO): cytosol
Molecular function (GO): AMP deaminase activity
Source: RefSeq, a predicted model, not a curated record
AUGCCCUCCGCUGUGGCUGUUUUCCCCCACUUUGGCUAUAGGAAGCUCAUACCGUGGUUGCUAGGGCAACCAAGGAGGAUGGCUCCCAGCAGGAGCUGGGGAAGCCAUGGGCUGCUGUUCAGCUCGUCGCUGUGGAGCAUGCCUGCUGACCUGCUGCUGGCUGGUAGGAGGAGCCAACUCUGCAGAGGAGCUUCUCCAGGCCCAGUAUGGGUCCUGCCGCCCCACUGCCCCACCAUGAGACAGAGCUUCAGCAUUAGAGCAAGUGCUCCUCUCUCCCUCUGCUGGCCACUGCAUAGCUCUGACUUGCUCUGCUCCAGUUGUAGCAGGAGCACAGGCAGCAAGAUGUCCUCCUCCUCCUCCAGCUCCUCAUCCACCAGCGAUGGACAAGGGAAGCCUAAACCUAAAUCCACAUUUCACAGCAGGGGGAGCCUGAAGAGCACCACCAGCCCUGACCUGCGCAGUGCAUCUGGGCCCAAGCCCCUCAAGCAGCAGCGAUCUCUUCCAGGGACACCUGUCUCUCUCACACAUUACCCAAUCGACCUGCGAACAUCCAUGGAAGAGAAGUACAAAGAGAUUGCAGAGGAGCUGUUCACACGCAGCAUGGCAGAGAGCGAGAUGCGCAGUGCUCCUUAUGAGUUCCCGGAAGACAGUCCCAUCGAACAGCUGGAAGAGCGCCGGCAUCGCCUGGAGAGGCAAAUCAGCCAGGACAUUAAGCUUGAGCCAGAGAUCUUGCUCCGUGCCAAACAGGACUUCAUGAAAAUCGACAGUGCUGCAGACCUAGAGCUAAUGAAACAGGUGAGUUUGGACACUGUUGAUGAUGGCUUUAAAGAGAGGGCAAUGCCAAUGGAGAGGGAGUACCAGCGGGUCUCAAUAUCUGGAGAGGAAAAGUGUGGGGUGCCCUUCACUGACCUGGUAGAUGCUGCCAAGUGUGUGGUGAAGGCAUUAUUCAUCCGGGAGAAGUACAUAACACGAUCCAUGCAGAACUUUUGUAAGACCACAGCUCACGCCUUGCAGGACCUUGGGACCAAGCCUCUGGAAGUGGGAGUCUAUGAUGAUAUACCAGAGACACCUGUAGAUGCCGAUGCCCCCGUCCACCCACCUGUUUCAGAGACACAUCCUUAUGAAAACCAGGACCCCAUGAAUAUGCCAGCAGACACAGGAUAUGGUUGCAAGAUGCUUGAUGGAGUAGUCCAUGUCUACACCAAGAAAACCAACAUGGACAAGAGUUCAGAACUGGACUUGCCGUAUCCUGACCUGAAAGAGUAUAUUGCAGAUAUGAAUGUUAUGAUAGCUCUCAUUAUCAACGGGCCAGUGAAGUCUUUUUGCUACCGUCGCCUUCAGUACCUGAGCUCUAAAUUCCAGAUGCACAUCCUCCUGAAUGAGAUGAAGGAGCUGGCAGCUCAGAAGAAAGUUCCUCACAGAGACUUUUACAACAUAAGAAAGGUAGACACACACAUACAUGCAUCUUCCUGCAUGAACCAGAAGCACCUGCUGCGAUUCAUCAAGAGAGCCAUGAAGAAAUACCCUGAGGAGAUUGUUCACAUUGAGAACGGGCGUGGCCAGACCCUGAAGGAGGUGUUUGAGUCCAUGAACCUGACGGCCUUCGACCUGAGUGUGGACACUCUGGACAUGCACGCGGACCGUAACACGUUCCAUCGGUUUGACAAGUUCAAUGCCAAAUACAACCCGAUUGGAGAAUCCAUCCUCAGAGAGAUCUUCAUCAAGACUGACAACCACAUUGAAGGAAAAUACUUUGCACACAUUGUCAAGGAGGUGAUGUUUGACUUGGAGGAGAGCAAGUACCAGAACUCUGAACUACGUCUGUCCAUCUACGGCCGCUCCAGAGAUGAAUGGGACAAGCUGGCCCAAUGGGCCGUCAAACAUCGAGUGCACUCUCAUAAUGUGCGCUGGCUCAUCCAGGUGCCCCGCCUUUUUGAUGUGUACCACACAAAGAAGCAGCUGGCUAAUUUCCAGGAGAUGCUGGAGAACAUCUUCAUGCCUCUGUUUGAAGUCACGAUCAACCCCCGCAGUCAUCCUGAGCUGCAUCUCUUCCUGCAGCAUGUGGUAGGCUUUGACAGCGUGGAUGACGAGUCCAAACCUGAGCACCACAUUUUCAAUCUUGACAGUCCGCUGCCACAGAACUGGACAGAAGAGAACAACCCACCCUAUUCCUACUACCUCUACUACACUUAUGCCAACAUGACUGUGCUUAACCACCUGCGAAGGAGACGAGGCUUCCAUACGUUUGUGCUGCGACCUCACUGUGGGGAGGCGGGGCCGAUCCACCACCUGGUGUCAGGUUUCAUCCUGUCAGAGAACAUCUCCCAUGGGCUGCUGCUCAGAAAGGCCCCAGUUCUGCAAUAUCUUUACUACCUGGCUCAAAUUGGCAUUGCCAUGUCACCGCUGAGUAACAACAGCCUGUUUCUCAGUUACCACCGCAACCCGCUGCCAGAGUAUCUGUCAAGAGGCCUCAUGGUCUCUCUGUCCACUGAUGAUCCCCUUCAGUUCCACUUCACCAAGGAGCCUCUGAUGGAGGAGUACAGCAUUGCUACUCAAGUUUGGAAACUGAGUUCUUGUGACAUGUGUGAGCUGGCAAGAAACAGUGUUCUCAUGAGUGGCUUUUCACACAAGGCCAAAAGCUACUGGUUGGGCCCCAACUAUUCAAAGGAGGGUCCUCUAAGCAACGACAUCCGUCGUACCAACGUCCCUGACAUCCGUGUGGCAUACCGCAGUGAGACACUCUCUGAGGAGCUUCAGCUGAUCACUCACGCUGUGCGCACAGAGGAGCUGGACACCAUUGAUGAGGAGGACACUCUGUCCAUGGGCCCUCUCCCGGGACGUCACUGAAAUAACAAUCACAUGGUUUCGUCCCGUCCAGUAAAUCCCCAACCCUGUGGUCCACCCAGCAUGAUGCUGAAGAGACCUGGUGUGAGAGCAAAUCUGCUGUCUGUUCAUCCUAAUUACAGUAUAAACAUCCCUAAUCAUCACUGCGUAAGUUAUGCUGCACACUGACAGCCACACCACUAUCAAAAAGCCAAGGAUAUAGUGCUGCCGGUGUUCUUCUAUCUCUUGUGAGUCAUUUUCAUUUUGUUGGAGAGGAUUCAAAUUCAGUUUAUGGCUAAGUUUUGAUCAGAGGUUUUCCCCAACUCUUUUCCUAUAAAGAGUUGAGGAGGAGUUUCUAUUAUUUUCUGUGACAUGUCCACUGUCAGCCAGCAUGAUGCAGGUUAGAGGGGAUGACCACACAAGACAAGAACAACAGGGAAACACUAGAAUGCAGCACUAAAGCCAUUAAAUGAUCCCUGUGAUAUGUUUCACCAAAGAUACUUCACAGCAUGUAGUAUCUCUGAGGUAUCUGUGUACUAUAGACACUGUCAACCAGCACAUUUCAACUAAUAGCAAACAUGCGCUGAACAUUGCUUCCAAUUUACAUUUAUGCUGCUUAACUAAUGCAUCUAUCAUCUUCAUUAUAAGUAUAAUGAAGGAAUAAAGAUGCAGUUUUAUUAGAACAACAGUAGUGUUGUCUGUGAAGGUUGGACAUACCUACAGUACAAACAGGUUUCAUCUUUUAAGCCACUUCAGGGCGACUUAAAGCCUUGAGAUACAACCGAAUCAGCGAGUCCUAUACCUAAGAGGAAAUAGCUUCUGUCUGAAUGCUGCAGUGCUGAAGAUCAGCCAUGAAUGGAGCUUGGUGUGGUUUCAGAUCAUUUAUUUGCCAAAUUGCACACGCAGCAUUAUUCCUCCAUCAUUUAAAUGAGCUCAGAGGUGAACAGAGAAGAGAAAAACUCACAUCAGGAGAGAAGCAGACAUUCCAUGAAGCAAAUGGUACUUUUAGUUGAAA